AACAGACUGUUUGAACACACUAUCAGUUUAUCGGAUGAGAUGCAUGUAACUCUUAAUGGUGUCCGCAAAACAAUUUGGAUGAAAAGCCCACCUGGAAAGGAGGAUACACCUUUCGGGACCAUUAUACAGAGCAGUAAUGUAAAUGGAUGACAAAAAUGAGGAGCAACCGAUUGAAAAUUGUUUUCAUGUUGUGUCUUGGUUUCGUCACUAUAGGAGGACAACAUUUUGAAAGUAAAGUGGCCCAGUUACUCCAAGACGAAACAGAGCAUAUUAAAUGUUUUGUUGAGGGAAAGGAUCUCACGUGCUUUUGGGAAGAGGAGGAAGAGAGGAAUCAUUUACACAAUCAAUAUACCUUCACAUAUUCAUACGAGAAUAAGAACAAGAUGGCUUGUGCGGUUUCAUCUCUGUCUUUACUGGCGAGUAACAAAACCAUCUUCUUCUGCAAACUGGCCAAAACCCCGUUCUUCGCGACUCUUCAUCUGCAGGUUCUCCGCGAUGGCCAGAUGCUCUACACUCGUAGCCUCAACGCGGAGAACUUCUUGUUCCUAGAUCCUCCCCGAAACCUCACGGUCAUGAGUUCAGGGAAGGAAGGGCAGUUGAACGUGAGCUGGCUGCCUCCUCAGCUCAAAUACAUGGAUGACAGUAUGAUAUACGAGGUCAGAUACGCAGCGGAGGGAAGUGACUUGGGCAAGGUGGAGGUCAUAAAGGUCAGCACGAUGCUGGUUUUGUUUGGCUUAGAGUCGGACACCAGAUACAAGGUGUGGGUCCGCGUCAAACCCGAUGGCGUUGCCUACAAAGGCUACUGGAGUGCUUGGACCGAGCCUGUGUUUGGAGUCACGCCGCCAAGCGAUGUGGAUCCGCUUAUCGUGUUACUUGUUCUUUCUAUCGGACUGAUCCUCUGCCUGCUGUCUCUGACUGUGAUUCUGUCCCACCAAAAGUUUCUUCUUAAGAAACUCUGGCCUGACAUCCCGACACCAGAGCACAAGUUUCCAGGUCUUUUUACUGUCUACAAAGGGGAUUUUAAGGAGUGGAUGAGCCACAAUAAUGGCAGCAUGUGGGGCAGAUCAGUCCAUGUGUACACAGAGGAGCUUCCUUCACCGCUGGAGGUCUUGUCAGAAGUUUCCCUGACCAGCCACGACACAUCCCAGAGAGAGGAGAUGAAACCUGCGGAGGAGGACGAGAGCGAGCGUUCGGACUCGGGGUUAACGGACAGAUGGCGAGACCCUCCUCACGCUCACUGGCUCAUGGAUCAGCUGAGGGCUCUUCAGGAAAACCCUGAAUCUCAUUCCCAGUCCUCAUUACUGCAGUCACAUGACACUUACGUCACCCUCAAUCAAGGAGACAUUGAGCAGCAGGCGGACGAUGUCUUCGAGGAGACGUUACCGCUCCAGACGCUCUUCAGCAGCGCAGGAACGCCGUCCUUGAGCACCUCACACUCCGACCUUGGCUCCAUGCAGCAGAGCUCGGGUUCGGGCAGACUGUCGUCACAAUCAAGCUUGGAGUAUCCCAACCACACCUGGCCCCCCAAAGGGCCGGGAUACGCCUACAUGGCGGUUGCAGACUCAGGGGUCUCGAUGGACUACAGCCCGAUGAGCUCCAGCAGGAUCGCAGAGCUCGGGAGACACAGGAUAUACACAAAUGAUUACAAAAACGAGAUCUUCCCCCACAAGUGGCCACUCUCUGGUCAAUACAUUAAAUCCGGAUAAGAGUCCAGCAUGGGUCCUGUUUUGUAAAUCCACAAUAAUUAAGGAAAGUUCACCCAAAAAUGAAUACUCUGUCAUCCUUUGCUCAGCUUCACUUCUGUGGAACAUAAAAGAAGAUAUUUUGAAGGACAUUGGUAACCAGUUGCUGGUAGCCAUUAAUUUUCAUUUUUUCAUCCAUACAAUAGAAGUAAAAAGAACCGAUUUGUACAGGACAUGAUCUACAUACUACUGCUAUUACAAAUUCACAUCAGGAUCUUACUGGGUUCUCUUAACAUGACGUUAAAGGAGAUAUGCAUGCAAACACUAGGAUUUUUCAGAUACAAAAAAAAACUCCCAUAUGAUAAAAUAAGCUAACAUUAUUUACCAUGGCAGCUGUUUUUUAUACCACUAAAAUUCCAGAAGAUUUUAGGGUUUAUUAGUUGUUGUUUUUUUUAAGCUUCUUCGUGGAAAGUGACUGAUGGCAGUUCAUAUAUCAUUCUGUUUGGGGUUUCCCAAGUCUUAAUCUGUCUUGUAAAUUGUACAUAAUAUAUAUAUAUAUUUUAAACAGUUUUCUGUUUUGUCUUCUGGUUUAAGUAAAUAUGUAUUUUUCAGAU
Molecule: messenger RNA, 2296 nt
Organism: Carassius gibelio (silver crucian carp)
Lineage: Eukaryota; Metazoa; Chordata; Actinopteri; Cypriniformes; Cyprinidae
Gene: epor
Product: erythropoietin receptor
Exons: 8
Coding region: 147-1706 (519 amino acids)
Biological process (GO): positive regulation of cell population proliferation; hemopoiesis; cytokine-mediated signaling pathway
Cellular component (GO): membrane; external side of plasma membrane
Molecular function (GO): protein binding; cytokine receptor activity
Source: RefSeq, a predicted model, not a curated record